Molecule: messenger RNA, 1899 nt
Organism: Lactuca saligna
Lineage: Eukaryota; Viridiplantae; Streptophyta; Magnoliopsida; Asterales; Asteraceae
Source: the annotation of a GenBank genome assembly
AUGUUACCUUUGUCUGAAUCGGUAUAUUUCAAUAUCACUCAGUUUGAGGCUGAUGCAACAAACAUACUCUAUUCAGGCGAUGCGGUGCCAUCUCGUGGAGACAUAGAGUUUAACAGAGUGAAUUACCUCAAUCGUGUUGGCCAGGCUGUGUACGCAGAUACAAUCCCGAUUUGGGAUGGAAAAUCUGGUAAGGUUUCAGAUUUCACCACUCGCUUCACCUUCAUCAUCGAUACACAGUCUCAAUACUCCUAUGGCCAUGGGUUCGCUUUCUUUCUUGCCCCAGUUGGCUUUCAAACCCCACGCAACUCAGCUGGUGGGUUUCUAGGCCUGUUUAACACAACUUACACGGAUUCACCCCGAAACCAAAUGAUUGUCAUUGAGUUUGACUCUUUCAGCAACCAAGAAUGGGAUCCUUCAUACGAACAUGUGGGUAUCAAUAAGAACUCAAUUAGUUCGGCUAAUUACACUUCCUGGAAUGCUAGUUUACACAGUGGAGACCCUGCGGAUGUUUGGGUUUCUUACAAUGCUACCACUCAGAUUUUAAACCUGUCAUGGAGCUACGGGGCUAGAAAUGAUUCUAGAGAGAAUACCAGUCUUUCGUAUCAAGUUGACCUCCGGGAAGUUCUUCCUGAGCAAGCAACAGUUGGAUUUUCGGCUUCCACUGGUAGCAAUGUGGAGAGAAAUAUCCUUCAAUACUGGGAGUUCAAUUCAAGCCUGAAUAUAAAAACCGAAGAUGAUUCCAUUGAGAGGAAACUAGCAGAGGGAUUAACAAUCCCUAUUGGCGUUCUGGUUUUAGGAGGCAUAGUAGCAUGCAAUAUAUUAAGGAGGAGACAAAGAAAAGCUACACAGAAUUCAUUAGAGACAGUCACCUUGACAUCAAUGAUGAAUCAUUUUGAAAGAGGAGCAGGACCGAAAAGAUUUUCUUACAGAGAUCUCGCUUCAGCUACCAACAACUUUUCUGAUGACAAGAAAUUGGGCGUGGGAGGAUUCGGGUGUGUCUACAAGGGCUACUUAUCCAGCGAAGCCGUAGAAGUUGCUGUCAAGAAAAAUUCACAGGGUUCUAAACAGGGAAAAAACGAGUACAUAACCGAAGUAAAUAUCAUUAGUCGUUUAAGGCACCGAAACUUAGUACAACUCAUUGGUUGGUGCCACGAUCAGACUCAAUUCUUGCUAGUUUACGAGUUUAUGCCAAACGGAAGCCUUGAUUCCCACCUCUUUGGCAAAAAGAGUCCCCUUGAGUGGGGUGUGAGGUACAAGAUUGCUAUGGGUUUAGCUUCUGCGCUGCUCUAUCUGCACGAAGAAUGGGAACAAUGCGUGGUGCACCGAGAUAUCAAAACAAGCAACAUCAUGAUUGAUUCAGGAUUCAACGCGAAGCUCGGAGACUUUGGAUUGGCUCGACUCAGGGACCAUGAGUUGGGUCCACAAACCACUGGUUUAGCGGGAACUCUGGGCUACUUGGCUCCGGAAUACGUAACCACAGGAAGGGCCAGUAAAGAGUCAGACGUGUAUAGCUUUGGGAUAGUUGCAUUAGAGAUUGCGUGUGGGAGAAAGGCGACGGAUCGCAUUGAUGAAACAUUUGAUCUAGGGUUGGUGGAGUGGGUUUGGGGUUUGCGAGGAAAAGGCGAGCUGCUUUCAGGAGUGGAUCAGAAGCUGAACAAGGAGUUUGACACCAAACAGGUUGAGUGUUUGAUGAUGGUGGGAUUAUGGUGUGCUCACCCUGACCAGAGUUUGAGGCCGUUGAUCCGACAAGCAAUUCAGGUGCUUAAGUUGGAGGCUGCGGCCCCAAAUCUUCCAAUGAAGAUGCCGGUGCCGAUGUACUACUACACAGCACCAGAUGCUCCUGAAGUCAAUUCUGGAGGCGCUACGAUGAGUUACACCAGCAUUCAUCUCGCGCGUUAA